This is a messenger RNA of Apis laboriosa (Himalayan honeybee), 477 nucleotides long. It is a transcript of the gene RpL35A, whose product is annotated as 60S ribosomal protein L35a. Lineage: Eukaryota; Metazoa; Arthropoda; Insecta; Hymenoptera; Apidae. The coding region runs from base 22 to 462 and encodes 146 amino acids. The transcript is spliced from 4 exons. Gene Ontology annotation, biological process: cytoplasmic translation; ribosomal large subunit biogenesis. The record is from RefSeq and is a predicted model, not a curated record. Gene Ontology annotation, cellular component: cytosolic large ribosomal subunit; ribosome. Gene Ontology annotation, molecular function: structural constituent of ribosome.
AAUUGUUUUGUGAUAUCAUAAAUGGCAGACACACCUGCUGAACCAAAGUCUAAAACGAAAGCAACUAAGAAACCGAAAGAGAAGCCAGUAGAACCUCCUCCUUUAAAAAAGAGGCCUUUUAAAAGACACGGACGUCUUUAUGCUAAAGCCAUUUUUACUGGUUAUAAACGUGGAUUGCGUAAUCAACAUGAACACACAGCACUUCUUAAAGUUGAAGGAGCUAGAGAUAAACAGGAUUCAAAUUUUUAUGUAGGAAAACGAUGUGUUUAUGUAUAUAAGGCAAAAAAUAAAACACCUGUUCCUGGAAAGAAAAGCAGGAAAACAAAAGUUAGAGCUAUUUGGGGUAAAGUAACCCGGCCACAUGGAACUAGUGGUUCUGUACGUGCUAAAUUUAAGAAAAAUCUACCAGCUAAAGCUAUGGGUCAUCGUAUCAGGAUUAUGUUGUAUCCCAGUCGGAUAUAAAAAAUUAUUAUUGUA